Molecule: messenger RNA, 1902 nt
Organism: Clarias gariepinus (North African catfish)
Lineage: Eukaryota; Metazoa; Chordata; Actinopteri; Siluriformes; Clariidae
Gene: pycr1b
Product: pyrroline-5-carboxylate reductase 1b
Exons: 8
Coding region: 159-1118 (319 amino acids)
Biological process (GO): L-proline biosynthetic process
Molecular function (GO): pyrroline-5-carboxylate reductase activity
Source: RefSeq, a predicted model, not a curated record
GGCGGACUGUGUGCGGGAGGUAGCCACGUUGACACAGAGGCGGUGAUUUUUAUUCAGCGAGCGUUUUAAAUAAUAAAAAAAAGACAGAUUUUAUAAAAAGCAGUGAAGAGUUUGCUGUAAAAGACUAAGAGGUGUAAAGGUCUGCCAGAGUAAACAGGAUGAGUGUAGGCUUCAUUGGAGCGGGUCAGCUGGCCCAUGCCUUGGUAAAGGGCUUCACUGCGGCAGGUGUAAUUGCAGCUCACCGGAUCACGGCCAGUUCUCCAGAUACAGAUCUGCCGACAGUGGCCGGGCUCAGGAAAAUGGGCGUGACCUUAACAACCAGCAACAAGGAAGCAGCGCAUAAAAGUGACGUCCUCUUUUUGGCCGUCAAGCCUCAUAUUAUUCCUUUUGUUCUGGAUGAAAUCGGACCUGAUAUUGAAGACCGGCAUCUCAUCGUGUCCUGUGCUGCUGGGGUCACCAUUAGUUCCAUUGAGAAAAAACUGCUCCAGUACCGCACUGACCCUAAGGUGAUCCGCUGCAUGACCAACACCCCAGUGGUGGUGCGCGAGGGGGCCACUGUGUACGCCACCGGCACGCACGCCGAGGUUGAGGACGGGAAGCUCCUUGAGCAGCUCAUGGCCAGUGUGGGCUUCUGCACAGAGGUGGAGGAGGAUCUGAUUGACGCCGUUACAGGACUCAGCGGCAGCGGGCCAGCUUACGCUUUCACGGCUCUCGAUGCUCUGGCUGAUGGUGGUGUGAAGAUGGGGCUGCCCAGGAGGCUGGCCAUGAGACUGGGAGCGCAGGCACUGCUUGGCGCUGCUAAAAUGCUGCUAGAUUCAGAGCAGCACCCAGGCCAGUUGAAAGACAACGUUUGCUCACCAGGGGGCGCCACCAUCCACGCCCUGCACUUUCUGGAGAGUGGUGGCUUCCGGAGCCUUCUCAUCAAUGCCGUCGAGGCUUCAUGUAUAAGGACCAAGGAACUGCAGUUUCUUGCUGAUCAGGAGAAAAUCUCCCCCGCUGCUAUUAAGAAGACUACGCUGGACAAGGUGUUGCAGCAGCCUGGUGUCUCUGCUAACACAGUGGGAACCAAGAGCAGAGUCAACAUGUUCAACAACAGGAGCGGAAUUAAGAAAGUUUAAGAGAUGUAUUACAUACCACACACACGCACACUUUUUCACUUUAUUCCCUUGUUUGGGCACAGACAGAUGUUACUCCAACUAUUCUGAUGAAUUUUAAACAGAGUGGUUUGGCAUAACGGUAUAUACACACACACACACACACACACACACACACUUAUACAGAAUCUCAGAUUGAAAUGAACAGAAGUGCAUUUCCAGCAUGCUGUCUAUCGCCUUGUGCCUCCCUGCAGCAGCAGACAGUUUGUUCGCUCCCUCGGGAGUAGCAUCAGGAGUUACAGGCAGCAGAUGCUCUGUGACGUUAUUAAAUUUUUCUUUUUUUUUUCUUAAGUACCUUCCUGUCCUUUAAAAAAAAAUCAACAAUGUCAAAUUUGAUUUUGUAAUCUAUAUAUUUGUAAUAUUUAUUUUUUGAAGUAUUCAUGUCUAACAUUUGGGACUAAAUCACUAAGUAUGUUUGUUCUUUUCUUAGUGCUCUACUUUAGCACAUAAUAAUUAUAUACAGUAUGUAUGUUAUAUAUUUAUUUGUGCUGCAUGGUGAAUCACUGUAGUGACUCACUACGCCUACCCUUCAAGAUUCCAGAAGCGCAAAAAGACCUUAAAUUUCUGUAGAAGGAAGUGAAGGUGCAAAAGUCAUGUGUGGUGGUUUUUUUUUUUUUUUGUUUGUUUUUUUUUUGCAAUGUCUUUUCUGCUCUUGUGUCUUUUGUUAAAACCCUUUGUAAAGAAUUGAUAUAAAGUAUUUAAAAAAUUAAUUAAUUAAAAAAGCAUUAGGUGCUCCCUUGGAAAAAUA